AUGGCAGUGCACUAUACACGGAUCAUUUCCGGUGACCUCUUCGUUCACCUGCCAGCUGAAACUGUGCUCAGCCUCCUGCGAAAGGAUGGUCUACCGGUUAACUCUGAGGAGGACGUUGUUGUAGCCAUUUCUCGUUGGGUAUGCCCCAACGACGGGGUCGAUCAACAGAAACUGUCUUUGUACAUUCUGGCGAUACUGAAGGCAGUUCGCUGGUGCCAGACGACUCUUCAAUCCAAAAACACCUGA
Dibothriocephalus latus is the source of this 246-nucleotide messenger RNA. The record is from the annotation of a GenBank genome assembly. Lineage: Eukaryota; Metazoa; Platyhelminthes; Cestoda; Diphyllobothriidea; Diphyllobothriidae.